Molecule: messenger RNA, 361 nt
Organism: Rhizophagus irregularis DAOM 181602=DAOM 197198
Lineage: Eukaryota; Fungi; Glomeromycota; Glomeromycetes; Glomerales; Glomeraceae
Source: RefSeq, a predicted model, not a curated record
UUUUUAAAAAAUGGCACAAGGUCCUCUUGCGAAAAAGUUCAAAGGCUCAGUCAAUAAAAGAAUUAUAAAUAAAUCAAAAUCAAAUAGUAAUAAUAGUUCAAGUCACGGACUUGGGCCAAAGAAAGGAGCAAGAUCAAUCGCACCAAAAAAACAAUCAUUAAUAAAACAAAAAAAAAUGCAUAAGAAAUUGACAGCUGCUAUAAAUAAAAAUAUUGAACAAGUAAUCGCAUCUAGAGCUGAAGCUGUCGAUGGUGGCCAGAAAUUUAGUAUUAUAAAAUUAAAUAGUGAUAAGGAUACUAAGAAACCAAAUCAGGAAAAAAAUAAAAGUAAAAAAUAAUAAGUAAAUUACUUGAAAACAUAA